CUGUCACCCAGCUGAGAAGGAGAGGCGUCCCACCAACCUUCAAGGCUCUUGUUUGUGUUCUUCAGUUUUCCGUGGGAACUACAGUCCUGAUGGCGUUGAAACCAUAAGCCCUGUGAAUUCCCCCUCCUCUGUCCUCCACGAGAAAGGGAUGAAGCUGGCUCAAGAUAAGGAGAAAGGGUCCCUCAAAUCGUCUGCGACAGAGUUCCCCCACAUGCAACAGCUCCACCAGAUCAGCGAGGGUCACCAGUCCCCCAGUCAGCCAUUGCAGGGACCCCCGAAUGCCAAAGGAAAUCAGCGCGUCGUCACCUUGGCCCAGCACAUCAACGAAGUCAUCACUCAAGACUACACACGCUAUAAUCCCCAGCAACACAAUCCCCACAUCCAGCCUCCCGUCUACUCCUACUCGGGGGCUGCUGGCCCUGUGCUGGACCUUCGCCGAGCUCCUUCCGAAUCUUACCUCCAACACCAACCAAUGGAACACGUUUCAUCGUCUAGGAUUUCCCCCGAAAAUGAAGCAGACCAAAG
Messenger RNA from Pseudonaja textilis, 525 nucleotides. The record is from RefSeq and is a predicted model, not a curated record. Lineage: Eukaryota; Metazoa; Chordata; Lepidosauria; Squamata; Elapidae.